This is a messenger RNA of Mytilus californianus (California mussel), 4515 nucleotides long. RefSeq lists its product as uncharacterized. The record is from RefSeq and is a predicted model, not a curated record. The transcript is spliced from 3 exons. Gene Ontology annotation, cellular component: cytoplasm. Gene Ontology annotation, biological process: DNA catabolic process. The coding region runs from base 192 to 1862 and encodes 556 amino acids. Gene Ontology annotation, molecular function: 3'-5'-DNA exonuclease activity; nucleic acid binding. NCBI's taxonomy places the organism in Eukaryota, Metazoa, Mollusca, Bivalvia, Mytilida, Mytilidae.
AUUGAUUUGUGUCGUCAUAAUCAAAUGUCACAUGAUAUGAUCAUGUCCAUUUUCUUUGUUGAUGAUCUUUCAAUUACGUUCUUCAUAUAGGUGUGAAAAAUAGACAGAUACACAGAUAGACAUGUUGAAACAAGAUUGAUGAGGACUUUAAAGAGACGUGUGUAAACUGGUGUAUAACACAUCAGGACGGAAUGGAGGGAAGAGAAGUGAAAACUCUAGUCUUCUUUGACUUAGAAACUACUGGUUUCACCAAACCACGAAUCACAGAGUUGAGCAUGAUGUCCGUCCAAAGAGAAGAUCUCCUGACUACAGUCGGUACACCAAGAGUAGUCAACAAAGUAACUUUAUGUGUUAACCCACAGAGGUAUAUGGAACCAGAGGCAUCCAGAAUUACAGGUUUGUAUAAUGACAAUUUAGAAGACCAGACUCCAUUUGAUUCAAGUGUUACUGACACAAUACAUAAUUUUUUGAAUAGACUGCCAUCACCAGUCUGCUUAUUGGCACACAAUGGUAACACAUAUGACUAUCCACUUCUCUUGAAAGAAUUGCUACGAUGUGGUAAAAUUUUAUCACCAGAACUUCUGUGUGCAGAUUCCCUCAUUGCGUUUAAAGAUUUGGAUGGGUAUGUUCAUCCAGGUGAGAAACCAAAAUCAUCGGAUGGCUCUUCAUCCCAGCCAACAUCAAGGGUGACAACUCCAUUGGACUCACUCUUGCAGACUACAGAUUUAUCGCAGUCUUUAAAUUUAAACAGGAAGACACCUCUAGGUCAGCCUAUUCCUGAAACAACUUGUUCAAAUAUGAAGGAAAAGGUAAGACAGUUAAAACGAAAGUGUGAUGCUAGUUUUGACCGCGGACCAAUUGAGGCUAAGGCUGUUAGGAAACGUUUGUUCCAGUCAGACCCAAUCGAUAUAGCAAGUUUAAAUAAAGAGGUCAAGUCAGAGAGUGGUAAUAGAAACUUUGCUGGUAGCAAACCAUCAACACUUGAAAAACUAGUCAGUGCUAAACGAUUUAAACCAGAAGUUGAAACUGUCAAAAAACGAUUAAAUUUUGACUCGGAUGAUGAUGAUGAUAGUACAGAUUCUAGUCUUAAUUGUAGCACUGAUUAUGAAAUGUUGGAACGUAACAGUGCAAUAAAUGGACAUGCAAUUGAAGAAAAAUCAAAUUUUACAUGUGAUUUUAAUAAAAACUUGAAGCAAGGACCAACUUCAUAUUUUUCUAACCUCGAUUCUCAGGGCAGUUUGAAAGAUGAAGAUCUAGUGAAUGCGAUAGAACAAGUAGAAAAUAAAGUGCCAACAUUUGGAAUGGAUGGCCUUGAAAGUCCAACCCACUGCCAAAAUUUUAUUGAUGUUCCAACAACUAGCAAUGCUAUCUGUGUAACUCCUAAAAAAGGGGAGAUUAUACAUGUAGAUAUUCAAACAACAAAUGAAACAACACCAGUGAAAAAUACUCUACCAGUCAAGUCAGAGUUGAAGUACACACCAGUUACUCAAUUAGCUAGAUUUACCGAAAAAGUUCAACUUAACACACCAAAGUCUUCAAGGAUGAACGAACAGUUAAAACAGUUAAGUGCUGGACCUUCUGCAAGUGUAGGUAAUCACCCGUCAUCAUUUAGUGCUUUCGUAACAGCUAGUUAUAGCAACACAACAACUGUUAAUUCAAGCGCGUUUGGUGUUCAGAAGAGAGUGUCUUAUAGUUUGACAAACAUUUAUAAACGUACUUUUGGAUGCGAACCAGCAAUAUCUCACACUGCAGAAGAUGAUUGUAAAGCAUUAUUGCAGUGUGUAAAACGUAAAUCUCCAGACUUUAUACGAUGGGUUGAUAGGAACUCUAUUUUGUUAUCCAAUUUGCAACCGAUGAGUUGAUGAGAUAUUUUGUUAAGAUUUAUAGGAAAUUUUUUUGUAUUUUUUUAAAUGGUUGAGCCAUAAAAGUUGUUGAUGUAUUGUUUUUAUGCCCCCGCCGUAGCGGAGGGGGCAUUAAUUUUCCUUCAAAUUUUACAUCGUUGAUAUUCUAUAUACAUUUUGUAUAUGUUGUUUUUUUUUAUAACAAAAUGUACACAUAUAUGUUGAAUUCUCUGCAUGCUAUUUUUCUAGACAUAUUAAAGGAAGACAGGUACAUACAUGUAGUAUGCAGAUUUAUCCUGCAAUUGACCAUUUUAGUGAUUUUGAUAUAAACUUGUGAGAUAUUCAUUUACAUGUAAUACAAUGUAUACCAAUAUUUCCUACAACAUGUACGUGUAUCCUACUUCUUUAUUAUUAGAAAUCAUGAUACUUAUCUCACAGUGAUUGAGGUAAAAUUUAUUUAGUUCAUUAUAGAUUCCUCUUUGUGGUUCAACUUCCAAGUCUUAAGUAAUGUAGAUUUAUAUUUAAAAAAAAACAAUGGAAGGGAAUUAUACAUGUUAUAUGAAACAAUAAACAUACUACAUACUACAUGUAUGUCAGAAAAUAUAUAAUUUAUUUGUACUUAUUUCAAAACUCAAGAAAAAGUUGUUGAGCCAUACAUAACAGUUUACUUCUUGUUUCUAAAGAUCUAACAACAAUUGUUGUAUUUUAUUUUUUAUAUAGUGUUCAUUAUAAAUCACAUUAAUUGAGAUUUUUUUAAUACAGUUUCACUGAAGAUUUUUAUUUAAAAAUGACAUGAAAUCUGAAUGUACACAUAUUUAUUGAAACCAUGGAUGUAUUAUCUAUGUUACUUCCAUGUUGAAACAUAUGUUUUUUUUAGUGUUUAUGCACAUUUUUAUUAGAUUUAAAAGCUUGACCAUAUUGAUUUGGUUUUUUUUAAGAGCUCUUGUUUGGUUUUUUCUAUUGUUGAUUUUUUUCACAACACAUCAUUUUUCAGGUCUAACAUACAUACUUAAAGAGCACUUUUUCAUGCAUUUAGAGAGUGAAGAGUUUGUCCAAUACAAUUUACAGUAGUAUAGUGCAUCGGACAGUAGUGUGCAUCACAUGCAUUUAUUCCUAUAUUUCUGUAAUUUAUAACACAGUUUAAAAAUUGGCAUUGAGAGAAAAUUUAUGACGGUUAUAUUUUACUUACACAAAAGAGACAUUGGACCUUCAUUAUUAAACCCUUAUGAAGUAAAGUUUUAUGAAUGACUGGAAUAAAACAUUUUUUAGAUUAAAAAUAUUUAUUGCUAAAAUCCUAGAUUUAAAAUUUAAUAACCAUCAAAUAAGAAAUAAGCUUUUGGUUCUUUUAUUUGCAUAACUUUAAGGCAAGAUUAAACAAUAUAUCUAUCAUUUUUUUUAUGGGAUUGAAAACUUUGUUAUGAUCAGCAUAUUUUGUUAAAGUUGAAAGGGGAGAUAACUACAUCAGGUCUCAUCACAGCAAGAUCAGUUGUUGAUUUUUACUUUUAUUUGCAUAACUUUAAGGCAAGAUUGAACAAUAUAUCUAUCAUUUUUUUUAUGGGAUUGAAAACUUUGUUAUGAUCAGCAUAUUUUGUUAAAGUUGAAAGGGGAGAAAACUACAUCAGGUCUCAUCACAGCAAGAUCAGUUGUUGAUUUUUACUUUUUAUAUAUAUAGUUUAUACUGAUAUUUGUUACAUCUGUAAAUAUUCAUACUUAUUUAUUAUUUAUAUAUAUUGGUUAGAUUUUAUAUAUAUUGUUAGAGAUGCUUGUUUGUUAUUAUAUAACUGCAUAAAUGUAGAUGUUAUGUACAUCGUUUAUCGUACAUCGAUAUAUUUUGAUUUACAAUUUUCUACUCUACUUACAGUAAUGUUAACUCACAAAUUUUCUAGUUUUUUUUAAAGUUUACUUUUAUUUAAAAAAAAUCAUCUAAUUUUAUUCUUGGUUGAAUUUUUUUCUUCUAGAAUUUAUUUCAAUAAGUUAUAAUUUUAUCCCUGAAUUAAAAAAAAUAUAUACAUUGAUUUUGUUUUAAAAAUGAAAAGAUAUUGAGAUAUAAGAUUUUAUGUAUAUCCUCUGUGGCCCUGUCAUGUCUGUAUCCUUUAGCCAAAUACUUAUCCUGAUUGAUAGUGUUCAUUUUAUAAGAGUGUGAUUUUGCAUUUUUCAGUGGCAUUUAGUUUUCUACAAUUUAGUUUGAGAAUGUUCAUUCAUUAAGAGUUAUAAGCUAUAUAUUUAGCAUGCAUGUCAGAAGAUAAUUUUUUUUUAUAUUUAAAAAAAACAUUUUCCUAUCAAACUACUCUAAAUAUUUAAAUUUUUUUAUAAAACACAAUUUUGGAUACUAAAAAACGCUAAGAUCAAAAGGGGUGACACCACAAUUAGGCAGAACAAAGUAAAAAAAAAAGUUUGAAAAUGUUAAAAUAAUAAUGAUCAAAAAUUAUUACAUAAGACUUAUAGAGUAGAGUUGGUUGACAUUUGACAUUUGAACUUUAACAUUUUCUGGUGUAGUACAUUUAUUUGUAUUAUUUUGAACAACACAUGUACUAAAUGGCAUUGAGUGACAUUUAUCAAAACAAAAGAAAGUAGUAAACUAGUAUGAAAUACUCUCAUGAAUAUGAUGAUGAGAACAAUAGUCCAAGAAUUGUAAAACUGUGAUAACUUACCAAAUAAAAGUAUUUUAUUAUGA